Messenger RNA from Myotis davidii, 3766 nucleotides. RefSeq names its product Fanconi anemia complementation group I (gene FANCI). The transcript is spliced from 35 exons. Gene Ontology annotation, molecular function: DNA polymerase binding. NCBI's taxonomy places the organism in Eukaryota, Metazoa, Chordata, Mammalia, Chiroptera, Vespertilionidae. Gene Ontology annotation, biological process: DNA repair. The record is from RefSeq and is a predicted model, not a curated record.
GCCCUGACGUGCAGCGAUGGACCAGAAAAUUCUGUCUCUCGCAGCAGAAAAGACAACAGACAGACUGCAGGCCUUUCUUCAAACCCUGGAGGAAGACGACCUCGCGACUCUCCUUCAGAGCCAGGCGGUGAAAGGCAGAGCAGUUGGAGCCCUCCUGAGAGCCGUCUUCCGAGGCUCCCCCUGCUCUGAGGAAGCCGGAGCUCUUAGGAGACGCAAGAUCUACACCUGCUGCACCCAGCUGGUGGAGUCAGGGGACUUGCAGAAAGAAAUAGCCUCUGAGAUCAUCGGAUUGCUGAUGCUGGAGGUCCACUGUUUCCCAGGACCAUCGUUGGUUGAAUUAGCCAAUGAGUUUAUUGGUGCAAUCAAAGAGGGCAGCCUAACGAAUGGAAAGUCUUUGGAGUUAUUACCCAUCAUUCUCACGGCCCUUGGUACCAAAAAGGGCAGUGUGGCGUGUGGAAAAGAUGAACUGAGCGGGGAAGAAUGUAGGAAGCAGUUGAUCAGCACCCUCUGCUCUGGCAGAUGGGAUCAGCGAUACGUGAUUCAGCUCACCUCCAUGUUCAAGGAUGUGCCUCUGACUCCAGAAGAGAUGGAACUCGUGCUGGAAAAAGUGUUCAAGAUGUUCUCCAAGCUGAACCUGCAGGAAAUACCGCCUCUGGUCUACCAGCUGCUCAUUCUCUCCUCAAAGGGGAGCAGAAAGAGGGUUUUGGAAGGCAUCAUAGCGUUCUUCAACGAGCUAGAUAAGCAGCACAAAGAGGAACAGAGUGGUGACGAGCUCUUGGAUCUGAUUACCGUGCCGUCAGGUGAACUUCGUCACGUGGAAGGCACCGUUAUUCUCCACAUUGUGUUCGCCAUGUCCUUGGACUGUGAACUAGGAAGAGAACUCCUGAAACACUUAAAGGCAAGACAGCAAGGAGAUUUCAGUAAUAAUUAUAUAUGUCCCUUCAGCAUUGCCCUCCUGCUCUCUGUAGCAAGAAUACAAAGGUUUGAGGAGCAGGUGUUUGACCUUUUAAAGGCUUCAGUUUUUAAAAGCUUUAAGGAUCUUCAACUUCUCCAAGGCUCCAAAUUUCUUCAGAAUCUAGUCCCUCAUCGGUCCUGUGUUUCAACCAUGGUCUUGGAAGUGGUAAAGAACAGUGUCCAUAGUUGGGAUCAUGUUACCCAGGGCCUGGUCCAGUUUGGUUUCAUUUUAAUGGAUUCAUACGGGCCGAAGAAGAUUGUAGACGGACAAGCUAUUGAAAGCAGCCCCGGUCUUUCUAGAACACCAAACCAGCAUGCAUGUAAGCUGGGAGGCGACAUCCUGUUGGAGACUUUUAAGCAGGCCUUUGUGGCUCGUGAACUGCUUUCAAACAUCGUCAUGUACUCGCCCUUAGUUCUUCAGAGUUGUUCUUCUAAAGUCACAGAGAGUUUUGACUAUCUGUCCUUCCUGCCCCUUCAGACUGUGCAGGGGCUGCUGAGGGCGGUACAGCCCCUUCUCAAAGUGAGCAUGUCGAUGAGAGACUCCCUGAUACUGGUCCUCCGGAAAGCUAUGUUUGCCAGGUACGUAGCGCCCCGUCUAAUGUUCCUAGCAGCCCUCUCUGCCGCCUCCUCGUACAACCUGACAAGUACUAGGUGGAAACCACUUGGUGCUUUAAGCUCAGGUGAAUGUUCUCACCCGUGCCUUCCUCGGCAGGUCCACGUGGAUGUCCACAGUCGGUACAAUGCUGUGGCCAACGAGGCGUUCUGCCUGGAGAUCAUGGACAGUUUGAGGCGGUGCCUGGGCCAGCAGGCUGACGUGCGGCUCAUGCUCUACGAGGGAUUCUAUGAUGUCCUUCGAAGGAACUCUCAGCUGGCUAAUUCGAUCAUGCAGACUCUGCUGUCACAGCUGAAACAGUUCUAUGAGCCCCAGGCCGAUGUGCUGCCUCCUCUGAAGUUAGAAGCUUGUAUUUUGACCCAAGGAGAUCAGAUCUCGCUACAGGAGCCACUGGACCAUCUGCUGUGCUGCAUUCAGCACUGCUUGGCCUGGUAUAAGAGUAAAGUGAUGCCCGCUCAGCAGGGAGAGGAGAAGGAGGAGGAGGAGGAGGAGGAAGGGUUCUACCAAGAGUUAGAUGACAUGUUGGAGUCUCUUACCAAGAGAAUGAUCAAGAGUGAACUAGAGGACUUUGAACUGGAUAAAUCAGCAGAUUUUUCUCAGAGCACUGGUAUCGGCAUCAAAAACAACAUCUGUGCUUCUCUUGUGAUGGGAGUUUGUGAGGUUCUAAUGGAAUAUAAUUUCUCCAUCAGUAAUUUCAGCAAGAACAAGUUCGAGGACAUCCUGAGCUUAUUCAUGUGUUACAAGAAACUCUCCGACAUCCUGACCGAGAAAGCUGGCAAAGGCAAAACCAAAGCGGCCACCAAAACCAGCGACAGCUUUCUGUCCCUGAAGUUUGUGUCUGAUCUCCUCACCGCCCUUUUCAGGGACAGCACCCAAAGCCACGAGGAGAGCCUGUCCGUGCUGAGGUCCAGCAAUGAGUUCAUGCGCUACGCCGUGGGCGUGGCCCUGCGGAAGGUGCAGCAGCUGAAGGAGACGGGGCACGUGAGCGGCCCCGACGGGCAAAACCCAGACAAGAUCUUUCAGAACCUCUGUGACAUAACCCGGGUCUUGCUCUGGAGAUACACGUCCAUUCCCACGUCCGUGGAGGAGCCGGGGAAGAAGGAGAAGGGGAAGGGCAUCUCGCUGCUGUGCUUGGAGAGCUUGCAGAGGAUCUUCAGCGCCGUGCAGCACUUCUUCCAGCCCCGCGUGCCCCAGUUCCUCCGCGCGCUGGAUGUCCCGGAUAAUGAGGAAGAGGUGGAAGUCACGGUCACCCAGAGGGCAGCGUUCCAGAUCCGGCAGUUCCAGAGGUCCCUGUUGAACUUACUUAGCAGCCAAGAGGAGGAGUUUAACAGCAAGGAAGCCCUGCUCCUCGUCAGCGUCCUCACCAGCUUGGCCAGGCUGCUGGAGCCCGCCUCCCCUCAGUUUGUGCAGAUGUUGUCCUGGACAUCCAAGAUCUGCAAGGAAAACAGCCGGGAGGAUGCCUUGUUUUGCAAGGGCGCAAUGAACCUGCUCUUCAGCCUCCACGUGGCGCAUAAGAGCCCUGUCGCCCUGCUGCGUGACCUGUCCCAGGACAUAUGAGGGCACCUGGGGGACAUAGACGAGGAUGUCGAGGUGGAGAAAACAAACCACUUUGCGUUGGUGAAUUUGCGAACAGCAGCCCCUACCGUCUGUCUGCUGGUUCUGAGUCAGGCCGAGAAGGUCCUGGAAGAAGUGGACUGGCUGAUCACCAAGCUUAAGGGACAAGUGAGCCAAGAAACUGUAUCAGGUGAGACGAGUUCAGGGUCGGGUGCCAGGAGUCGGGAGGAGAGCUGCGUCCACCAGGGUCCAGCCCGGACCACCAACAAGAGGAGCAGGAGCCCACAGUGCCCAGGAGGAAAGAAGAAGAGCGCUGCUGCUGGGGCCGUGGCCAUGGCAAGAGUUCUUCGGGAAACCAAGCCAAUCCCCAACCUCAUCUUCGCCAUCGAACAGUAUGAGAAAUUCCUCAUCUUCCUCUCCAAGAGGUCCAAGGUGAACCUGAUGCAGCACAUUAAGCUCAGCACCUCGCGGGACUUCAAGAUCAAGGGGAACAUCCUGGACCUGCUUCUCCGGGAGGAGGAGGAAGAGGAGGAGGAGGAGAAUGACGAGAACAAAGAGGACACCACGUCAGAGCACGGAGAACAGAACAAAGAACCAGCCAAGAAGAAAAGGAGGAAAGAAACGAAAUGCCUGAGUUAAUGUGCC